AUGGACUAUAAGAAACUUUCAGAGGGCCUCGCCAUAAAAAUUUUCUCGUACCUCCAUGAUCCAGCGGGAUGGAAAGUGGUGAAAUCUGCAAAACAAAUGUCAGUGUCGGCAAGACCUUCAACAGACUUCCCAGGAACUCUAUAUCGUGCUGAAGCUCUAGUGGAAAUACCGGCUCCUAAACUCUUUCCCUUCAUUUUCCACGCUGAGUACCGCAACAAGUGGGACAGAGCAGUACAGUCGUACAAACUUGUAGACACAAUUGACAAGGACACUUUCAUUUACCAAAGUAUUACACACAGUUACGGCUUGGGACUGGUUACGCCAAGGGAAUUUGUCUACUUGCUGCAUGUUAAGACAUAUGAUGGAGAUUUAUUGACAACAAACUCUGUAAGUGUGGACCAUCCAGACCUUCCUCUAACUCCAAAGUAUGUGCGUGGAACAAACUACCCUUCUGGUUAUGCGUGCUGUCCCAUACCAGGCAACCCAGAGCACUCCAAGUUUGUGGCGAUUGUCCAGGUGGACUUAGGAGGGAAGUUGAUGCCUUCUGUCAUCGAUUCGGUUAUGCCAAUGAGCAUCAUGAACAUGAUCAUGGAUUUCAAAGCUGGAAUUAAGUCACUGAAGGGAAGCGCCCUAUAA
This is a messenger RNA of Zootoca vivipara (common lizard), 636 nucleotides long. It is a transcript of the gene STARD6, whose product is annotated as StAR related lipid transfer domain containing 6. Lineage: Eukaryota; Metazoa; Chordata; Lepidosauria; Squamata; Lacertidae. Gene Ontology annotation, molecular function: lipid binding. The record is from RefSeq and is a predicted model, not a curated record.